This is a messenger RNA of Haemorhous mexicanus (house finch), 3467 nucleotides long. RefSeq names its product SH3 domain binding protein 4 (gene SH3BP4). Bases 216 to 3101 code for a protein of 961 amino acids. NCBI's taxonomy places the organism in Eukaryota, Metazoa, Chordata, Aves, Passeriformes, Fringillidae. The record is from RefSeq and is a predicted model, not a curated record. The transcript is spliced from 5 exons. Gene Ontology annotation, cellular component: cytoplasm. Gene Ontology annotation, molecular function: protein binding.
UUCCACAGGGGCUCUGGAAGUGUUUCUGCAAGUGCUUCUGGAGAAAAAGAGAAAAUUUUAUUUUUCCUUUUUUUUUUUCCCUUUAUUUUAAUCGUAUUCAGUGCAGGAAAGGAUGUUGUUCUGCCAGGUUGGCCAGGCUGGUUCCCCGAGGUGACACCGGGGUCCCCAUCGCCGGCAGAGGGGCCAUGGCCAUGUAGUGCCCGCCGGGAGCGGAGAUGGCAGCGCAGAGGAUCCGGGCGGCCAACUCGGGAGGGCUCCCGCGCUGCCGGUCCGAGGGCACCCUCAUCGACCUGGGCGAGGGCUUCGCUGAGACCGCGCUCUGCGACGUCAAAGUGCCUUCUCCCAGUGCCUUGCUGGUGGACAACCCCACGUCCUUCGGGAACGCCAAGGAAGUCGUAGCCAUCAAGGACUACUGCCCCACAAAUUUCACCACCCUGAAGUUCUCCAAGGGGGACCACCUGUACGUGCUGGACACGUCGGGAGGGGAGUGGUGGUACGCCCACAACACCACAGAGAUGGGCUACAUCCCCUCCUCCUACGUGCAGCCCGUCAGCCACCGCAACUCCUCCCUGACCGACAGCGGCGUGAUCGACAACCUGCUGGAGAGCCCCGACGAGGCCGUCAAGGAGUUGGACCUGCUUGGGGAGUGGACUGAUGUGAAGAGAAACUCUGCCAAAUCCUACCACAACAACCCCUUCCUGAACGGAGUGCAGACCAACCCGUUCCUGAACGGCAAUUCGCAAGCAGCGGACAGAGAGUCCGACUCCAGCGUGGCCGUGGACUUGUUGCUCUUCGACGCGGCGGCUUCCACGGCGGCUCUCCCCGGUUCGGCCGCCAACAGCAGCCUGGGGAACCUUUUUGAUGAGUUUCCCUCCACAAACAGGCUGGAUGUGGAGCAGCCCGUGAGGAGGGACAACCCCUUCUUCCGAAGCAAACGCUCCUACAGCUUGUCCGAGCUGUCUGUCCUCCAGGCCAAGUCGGACGCGCCGGCAUCGUCGGGUUUCUUCAGCGGUUUGAAGUCUCCCACCCCUGAGCAGUUCCAGAGCAGGGAGGAUUUUAGGACAGCCUGGCUGAACCACAGGAAGCUGGCUCGGUCUUGCCACGACUUGGAUUUGCUUGGCCAAAAUCCCGGCUGGGGCCAGACGCAGCCGGUGGAGACCAACAUCGUGUGCAAGCUGGACAGCUCCGGCGGGGCCGUGCAGCUGCCGGACACCAACAUCAGCAUCCACGUGCCCGAGGGCCACGUGUGCCCCGGGGAAACGCAGCAGAUCUCCAUGAAGGCCAUGCUGGACCCGCCGCUGGAGCUGAACAGCGACAAGUGCAGCACCAUCAGCCCCGUGCUGCAGAUCAAGCUCAGCAACAUGGAGGUGAAGACCUUCAUCAUCCUGGAGAUGAAGGUGUCGGCGGAGGUCAAGAACGACGCCGUGAGCAAGGGCCUGGUGGGGCUGCAGUGCCUGCGCAGUGACAUGAAGGAGGGGCCCUACACGCCGAUGCAGCUGAGCUAUUCCUAUGGGGACACCAUCCAGGUGCAGCUGGAGAACCUGGAGCCCUGCAUGUACAUCGCGGCCGUGGCGCAGGGCCAGAACAUCCUCUACCCUUACACCGUGUGGGAUUACAUCAGCAAGAAGAUCACGGUGGGCGUCUACGGCCCCAAGCACAUCCACCCUUCCUUCAAGACCGUGGUGGCCAUGUUCGGCCAUGAGUGCGCCCCCAAGACCCUGCUGGUCAACGAGGUCACCAGGCAGUGCCACAGCCCGGCUCCCGUCGCCCUGCAGCUCUGGGGGAAGCACCAGUUCGCCCUGUCCCGGCCCCAGGACCUCAAGCUCUGCAUGUUCUCCAACAUGACCAACUACGAGGUGAAGGCCAGUGAGCAAGCCAAGAUCGUGCGGGGCUUCCAGAUGAAGCUGGGCAAGGUCAGCCGCCUCAUCUUCCCGAUCACCUCCCACGACCCCAACGAGCUGUCGGACUUCACGCUCAGGAUACAGGUCAAGGAUGACCAGGAUGCCAUUCUCACCCAGUUCUGCGUCCAGACGCCGCAGCCGCCGCCAAAGAGCGCCAUCAAACCCACGGGGCAGAGGCGGUUCCUGAAGAAGAACGAGGUGGGGAAGAUCAUCCUCUCCCCCCUGGCUGCCACCACCAAGUAUCCGGUUUUUCAGGACCGGCCGGUGUUGAGCCUCAAGUACGGGAAGCUGCUGAAGACGGUGGUGAGGCAGAGCAAGAACCACUACUUGCUGGAGUACAAGAAGGGAGACGUCAUAGCCCUCCUCAGUGAGGAGAAGAUCAGGUUGAAGGGCCAGCUGUGGACCAAGGAGUGGUACAUUGGCUACUACCAGGGCAAAGUCGGCCUCGUGCACACCAAAAACGUGCUGGUGGUGGGGAAGGUCAAACCCAGCUACUUCUCCGGGCCGGAUCUCACCACUAGCCUGCUGCUGGAGCAGAUCCUGAGGCCCUGCAAGUUCCUGACCUACAUCUAUGCCUCGGUGAGGACUCUGCUGAUGGAGAACCUCAGCAGCUGGCGCUCCUUCGCCGACGCCCUGGGCUACCUGAACUUGCCGCUCACCUUCUUCUGCCGGGCGGAGCUGGACAGCGAGCCGGAGAGAGUGGCCUCCGUCCUGGAGAAGCUGAAGGAAGACUGCAACAGCGUGGAGAACAAGGAGAGGAAAUCCUUCCAGAAGGAGCUGAUGACGGCCCUGCUGAAGAUGGACUGCCAGGGGCUGGUGGUGAGGCUGAUCCAGGACUUUGUGCUGCUGACCACGGCCGUGGAGGUGGCCCAGCGCUGGCGGGAGCUGGCCGAGAAGCUGGCCAAGGUGUCCAAGCAGCAGAUGGACGCCUACGAGGCCCCACACCGUGAUAAGAGUGGCUCAGUGGACAGCGAGGCCAUGUGGAAGCCGGCGUACGACUUCCUGCUGACCUGGAGCAGCCAGAUGGGGGACAGCUACAGGGACGUCAUCCAGGAGCUGCACACGGGGCUGGACAAGAUGAAGAACCCCAUCACCAAGCGCUGGAAGCACCUCACGGGCACCCUGAUCCUCGUCAACUCCUUGGACAUGCUGAGGGCAGCUGCCUUCAGCCCCCAGGACCACGAGGAUUUUGCCAUCUAGCCUGUGUUUGUCCACUUCUCCUUGGCUGGGAAUUUUUUUCCCUCUGUUUUCCCCCCCCACCCCCUCUCCCUUUGACUUUAAGGAGAAAAAGUGGAGGUUGGGUUUGAAGAGGCCAAAGUUUGGCCUUCAAGCUCUUCCCUUGGGUUUGAAGAGGCCAAAGUUUGCAAGUUCUCCACCAGGACUGGAAAUUAGCAGGAGAUAUCCCACCCUGAUGGGAGUUCAUCUGGAAGGGGAUGGCUUUUCAUCCAGUUAAACUAUUUCUUACUGAAAAAUAAAAAACUUUCAGGAGGGCAAAGGGGUGGGGAGGGAUCCCAAAAGAGAUCACGUUUUCUAGGCAUUUACAAAUAAAAGUCUAAUUUUUGUAAC